Molecule: messenger RNA, 1266 nt
Organism: Abrus precatorius (Indian licorice)
Lineage: Eukaryota; Viridiplantae; Streptophyta; Magnoliopsida; Fabales; Fabaceae
Product: E3 ubiquitin-protein ligase PUB22-like
Exons: 1
Coding region: 10-1266 (418 amino acids)
Biological process (GO): protein ubiquitination
Molecular function (GO): ubiquitin protein ligase activity
Source: RefSeq, a predicted model, not a curated record
GCAAACAACAUGGACGAGAUCGAUGUCCCUCCCUUCUUCCUCUGCCCCAUAUCGCUCGAAAUCAUGAAGGAUCCCGUCACCGUCGCAACCGGUAUCACCUACGACCGAGACAGCAUCGAGAAAUGGCUCUUCUCAACCAAAAACGACACGUGUCCCGUCACCAAGCAACCGCUUCUCCUCCCAGACCUCACUCCGAACCACACCCUCCGCAGACUCAUCCAAGCCUGGUGCACCGUUAACGCCUCUAACGGCAUCCAAAGAAUCCCAACGCCAAAACCACCCGUCAGCAAAUCAAAUGUCGAAAAACUCCUCAAAGACGCUUCCAAUUCCCCUCUCUUACAAACCCAAUGCCUCCAAUCCCUCAAAUCCAUCGCAUCCCAAAGCGAAUCAAACAAACGCUGCCUUGAAUCCGCUGGCGCCGUUAACUUCUUAGCUUCACUCGUAACCGGCAACGCCGGUUCCUCUUCUCCUUCAACCUUAACAGAUGACGAUGAUUUCGUGUUCAGAACAAGCGCAGAAGACGAAGCCUUAAGCAUCUUACACACUCUUCACUUAUCAGAAACAGGUUUGAAGACCCUAAUGGGAUUCAAAAGUGGCGAAUUUUUAAACUCCUUAACAAGGUUAAUGCAAAGAGGCGUAUACGAGUCACGUGCUUACGCAGUUUUUUUGUUGAAAUCAAUGUCUGAAGUGGGUGACCCAGUUCAGUUAAUUCACCUACGAAGUGAAAUGUUCGUGGAAUUAGUACAAGUUCUGAAGGACCAGAUUUCACACAAGGCUUCGAAAGCGACGUUGCAAGCGUUGAUUCAACUGUGUCCAUGGGGAAGGAACAGGAUCAAAGCGGUGGAAGCAGGUGCUGUUCCUGUAUUGGUGGAGCUUCUUUUGGAUUGCAAAGAGAGAAAGCCUUGUGAAAUGAUGCUUGUGCUUUUGGAGAUUCUGUGUCAAAGUGCUGAUGGGCGUGCAGGGUUGUUGAGCCAUGCGGCGGGUUUGGCUAUUGUGUCGAAGAAGAUUCUGAGGGUUUCGACGAUGGCGAAUGAUAGGGCUACGAGGAUUUUGUUGUCUGUUUGUAGGUUUUCUGCGACUCCAUGUUUGGUGCAAGAAAUGCUGAACCUGGGUGUGGUGGCGAAGCUAUGUUUGGUGCUUCAGGUGGAUAGUGGGAACAAGGCGAAGGAGAAAGCGAAGGAGAUUCUCAAGCUUCAUGCGAGGGUUUGGAGGAAUUCGCCUUGCUUACCCAGUCAUUUCCUUGCUUCGUACCCAACGAGUGCGUGA